UCGUGAUCACCCAUUCAGCGGUGCCUGCGUCUGCUGCUGCUUUGGGGGGAAAAAAAUAAAUAAUCCGAGUGUAGCCGAGGGGGCAGCCAAGCCAAAAGUAUCCUGGAGACAGACAGACAGGUGUCGCGGAAGUUUACGCUUUGCAGAGGCGCAUCACUCCGCGCGUCUUUAUUAUUGUCAUUAUCUGGGAUAACGUGAAAGAGACUGUAACUGGCGGUCAUCCGGCUACCACUGAUCCUGUGGUUGUCUCAGCCUCGGCCCCCAGAGCAGCAGUGCCCGCGCCCCUCCUCGUCCUCCCCCCUUGGACCAGCAGUCUCAGCGUGGCGAGGCCAGGAACGAUGGGCCGGAAGCUGGACCUGUCGGGCCUGACGGACGACGAGGCCGAGCACGUGUUGAAAGUGGUCCAGCGGGACAUGAAGCUGCGAAAGAAGGAGGAGGAGAGGCUGAGUGAGAUGAAGCAGGAGCUGGCGGAGGAAGGCAGCAGAUGCUCCAUCCUCUCCAAGCAGCACCGCUUCAACGAGCACUGCUGCAUCCGCUGCUGUGCGCCCUUCACCUUCCUGCUCAACCCCAAGCGCCUGUGCCUGGACUGCCAGUACAACGUCUGCAAGACCUGCUGCACCUACGACAAGAGGGACAAAGCCUGGCUCUGCUCUGCGUGCCAGAAGGGCAGGAUUUUAAGGACGCAGUCGCUUGAAUGGUAUUACAACAACGUGAAGAGCCGCUUCAAGAGAUUCGGCAGCGCCAAGGUUUUGAAGACUCUGUACAGAAAGCACAUUAUAGAGCGAGGAGCGUUCUCUGAUCUCCCAGAAAGCAGUGUUCACGAGGGAAGCAACGGCAACGACAAUGAUGGCAGCAUCUGUGGCAGCGACUCCGCCUUCUACAAGCAGAGUGAAGGACACAGUAUGGCAGAGACGCUCACAGUCGCCCUGCGUGUUGCUGAGGAGGCGAUAGAGGAGGCCAUCGCUAAGGCGGAGGAGUUCAGUGACAGCUUGGAGAAGCAGAAUGAGGCUCGGUAUCUGCAGGACCACAAAGAGGAGCUCAUAGAGGAACUUGCCACAACAAUUGUACAAAAAAUCAUUCAGAGGAGGAAGCGUUCAGAGAUGCAGACAGAGUAUGACUUUGUCUGGCCUCAGCCUCAGUCCUUGAUCCAGCCCAGUGAACUCCCCUCUCCGUCUCAGCCUCAAGCUUCUUCACAAGGACCACAGGACCCCCUUAAGACCUCCUACUCUCUCUGGCGUUCCCGGUCAGCGUUCUCUCUCACCAGUGACGACUCCCCGGAGAAGGGUCCAGAGGAGGAGGGCGCCGGAGCGGGCUGUGGCUUGCAGGAUUACACUUCUCUGAAGAGAGAGGGCAAGGCCACGUUGUUACCCAGCUGGAAGAGCGUCGACCGCCUGGACAACUCCAGUGCAUCCUCGGUGCUCCAGAGCCCAGACGGUAACUGGAUCGCUCUACACAGCUCGCAGCUGUCUCGGCCCAGUCUGCUAACCAAGAGGAAGAGCCUGGUGUUCAGCGUGCUGGAAAAGGAGUCCGGCGUCGUGUCGGCUUACGACGAGAUGGGAUCCGACUCCGAGGAGAACGACGAAGGCGGCUGGGGUGCGGCGCUGCGUCAGUUCCGACGCAAGCUGUCAGAUGAGACUUAUUACACGGACUCGCAGCACGACCCGGAGUGGACGUACACCCAGCACCUUCCCAUUACCUCACCGUCCUCUGGCCAGUACACCAACACAGAGACUCUCAACUCCGACUCAGAGGCCUCAUCGGUGCUGUCCGCAUGUCCUCGCAAACCGCCUCACAACCUGCUGAGGAAGAAAGGACCGCCGGACACGCACCUGCACCCCCAUCACCAGCCGCUCUACCACCAACACCUUCACCAGAACUUCUCUCCGUAUGCGCUCCACUCAGAGGCACUGGAUGUCAACUUUAACCCCAAGGUGAUGGGAGACAGCAGCGAGGCAGAGGAGAGGCAGAGUGACCCGAUCAGAAGAUCUCGGCGACGCAGGAAAAGCAAGAAAGAGUCGUCAACAGAGCAGAGCAAACCUGGAGGCCAGAGCCACACGCAGUCCAUCUACCCAUUAGUACAGGAGAACAGUGGUUUUCUACUCAAUGCCAUUCUAAAGAGGGGUUUAGGUGAGGAACAGUCAGUACCUGACACUAUGCCAACGGCCACAGCUGCACCAGACGCCUUCAAAUCAGAUGCCAUGACACCGGAACCAGAGGUCUUGGACACGGUGGCCCCGAAUUCAGCGGCCCCCAGCCCUCCACAGCCCCACUCGCCCAGCAGCUCGGGGGCCGGGGACUCUCUGGAAGAAGAGCUGCGAUCCCGACUCAGCCAGCUGGUCAGCCGUGCCAACAGCAAAGACAGCAUCUCAUCUGAGGAGGAGGAGUGCACAAAGCGGCCCGCGGAUAAAGAAAGCAACAGACAGAGAGAGAAGACGAUGCCAAAAGACACUGAGAGAGAAAGACAGAAGGGAUGUGACAGAUUAAGAGACAGAGAGAAAGCAAGUGAAACAGUGGAACAAGUGAACGGACAAGAGGUGAAAAGAAGUGAGAGACUAAUAAAGAGUCCUUCAGUGAGAGAGGAGGGAAGAGUUAGGGACAGGAGGUUGGAGAUAGGAGUGGAGUGUUUGGAAGAGAAAGUAGAUGACCAGGAGCAAAAGAGAGGGGAUAAGAGAGAGCCCAACAGACAAAGUAAGAGACAGCAUAAAAGAGAUGUGGAGAAAGAAACGAAACAGAAAGGAGGAGCGAGGAGGAGUGGAUCCAGCGCAAGCUCACCUGCUGUUACACCUUCUUCCCAGGAGGGGUUGCUGUCAGACAACCAGGAGGGGCAGAAUGACUUGGAGCAACAGCAGAGGCUUCAGUUGCUCUCCUCUCUCUUACAGCAGAUAAUGGAAGACAUUCAUCACAGAAGAGCUGCAAAUAUCAUUUUUCAUAAUUUUUUCAUUAAUUAAAGCCUCAAAAGGUCAGAAUGCAACACAGCCACGGGCCCAGUUGUGUUUUGUUUUGACUGGAAAAAACUGCCUCUGUGCUGUUGCUAUAGCUAUCACUUUCUUCAUCUACACGUCUAUACCAGUCCUGAAGCAGACAAAGGCAGUAAAAGUGGGUAAAUAACAAACACAAAUGAAAGGCAUCGAGUAGCAGCAUCCUAGACAGAUGUAGUUAAAUUGUAUGAUCCAAGAAAAAUAAGUCAAAAUGUAGUACAAAAAAAGUUACUUAAAUAUUAAAAAAGCAACUUCAACAAUUUAUGUGCAAAAUUCUGACGCGCUGUCAUCAUUAUAUUAUGUUAUAUUUCUUAUUCUACGUACGUAAACAACGUAACAUAAAUACGGAAAACGCGUCACAAACUUCACUAUAUAACACUUAACUUGAAAGUCCUGUGUUUGUUGGACUCAUCUACCUACUAGCUCUGAGGAUAGCAUAUUUACACAUAUGCAUUUACAUUGCAGUCAGUGCAGACUACAUGGCGUACAAAUGAUUACCACUUAUUGCACGCUUUUGCCUUGCUUAUUAUCGUGUCAUUCAUACGCCUUUCGUGCGACCGGGCUGUCUAAGCAGGUUUUAAGAAUGUAGUGUGUUCAUACUAGAAAAGUGACUAAAUGAACUAUAAACUAUACACAAAGAUGUCAGUAUGCAUACUAAGUCUGCUUGGUUUAGCUUGAGUAUGCUGUUGAUGUACACUAUUGUAAAGCAAUGCUCUGCACAAAUAAAAUAAAUGAGCUUUUAGCUUUUUCCUUGUGAAUUUUAAUUGACAGUGACAUUCCAAAGUCACAGUUUGAAUGACAUAUUGAUAUUUCCUGUAAAAAUUGUACAUUAAUUAAUUGUAUACUAACUGCAAAAGCACGUUAAGUAUGAAAAAUUGUAUACAGCACAUGUACGUUAUUAUGGAAUUGGCUAUCCAAAAAAUCGAAAAUUUCCCACAUUUCAUCAACAGGAUAUAAAAUCUACGAUCCCUGAGGUUAAAAGCUGUGUUCCAGUAUUGAUAUUCUCACACAGUGAAUCCAAUCCUAUUGAUAAACAUAUGGUCAAAACCCACACAAAGGCAGGUCGAUAGACAUAUCAAAUACACAGGCACACGCUUGGACAGGCACUCUUGCGCUCACUUCCUGUCCUAGCGUUACGUCCGAGGCGUGUGGGUCGAUGUUGGUCAUUAGCCAGACUCAUUAUAAAGGCUCCUGUGAGUAAUGCUUGUCUUUUACAAUGUGUGUGACACGUGUAGUGUGAUCUAUUUCUGCUGGUUGUCACAGCUCCCUUUGAAACCAACCAGGACAGCUCAGUUUGGUGUGAAUAAAGGAAAAUGUGACGAUGACUGCGAUAUUUGUGGCUUUUCAGUCAAAAUCAAAUUUAUGUUUUUUUAUAAGUAGGUCCUAAAGCUGCCCCUGAUUACAGAUAUUUCCAUAUAUAUAUAUAUAACACAUAAUAUGUAGAGUAAAGUUAAAGAUCAAAAGCUACAUUGUAUCAUGUUUAAUGAGCAGUUACAAAAAGACGCCCAUCAGCAGCAACUUGAGGCAGAGAAAAAGUCUCAAGCUGAAAGGGUGAAUGAGGAUGAGGAUCCAGGAUCUGAGGGGUGAGCAGUAUGCCACCCAUCAAGAGAUGAGGGGCCUGAAACAAAGACUGGAACUGACCUCGACCAACCUCAAGCUUACCACCAAGCUCUAGACUGAGGAAGAGUUUAGUCAGGCCCUCCAGAGAGAAACUCCGCAGCUGAAGAAGCAGGAGGAGGAGCGCCUCACUGUUUUACAGGCCCUCAAACUCGUUCCAGAAGAAGAAGCUCCCAGAGAGAACAAAGAGGCACUCAGUCUGGAAAGGAGUCUGCCACUUUCUCGGUUUGAGGAAGAAGAACAAGGAGAGAUGGGACAAGAAGUCCUCAUCCACCUAAGACCUCCUACACCUCAGCGGCUCAGUACCUUCCACAUCAGCAGCUGUAUGCCUUAGGGCGGCACAGCGGCUUUCUGUGUGAAGACUUCAUGUUCCUCCCUGUGUCAGCGUGGGUUUCCUCCGAGUGCAUCGAUUCCCACACACCAAAGACAGGCCAUUCUCAUUCCGCCGCACAAGGAAUCCUUUAGUGCCGGUAUGCAACGCACCACGCUUUGCGUCAACAGUAAACGCACAGGGAAAGUGCUGUGGUGGUGACGUAGUUUAAAGAGCGGAAGAGAUACAGGGCGUGUGGGCACAAGGCUUUAUAAUAACACAAGGCUUUCAUCCAGGAGACCGCUGUUCGUGUCCCGUGUGUUACAUUUCACUUUCACGUUACAAUCAGCUGUUCGUUCGUAUCCCACGUUCACAACGUCAGGUCACAUUUUAACUGUGCAAAUGUAGUAAUUUGAAGCCCAACUACACUGUAUGUUUUUUUUCUGAAACCUAACUAAGUGGUUUUGUUGCUUAAUCCUAAGCAAGUGUUUUUGUUUAAUUCACAAAAUUAAGCAUGUGUUUGCGAGCGAAAAGUGGCACCGAGGGGUCUGACAAAUCGUGACGAGGUGGGAUGAGAACGUGUUGGAAUUGGACACUCUAAAUUGCCCCCAAUCAGUCGGCUUAAAAAAGACUCAAUAAAAAGAAAAGUUUUACCAAGUUUUUAGUUGGCAUUACACACAACAAUGAAUGAUCAAUGUGUAAGGACAGAAGGAUUGUUGGAGACAAAACGUUCAACUUGUGUUUGGUCAAUACUGGGUUUGACAUGUUUUAGAGCCACAGAGCCACUAGUGUGGCUUCUCUUUAGUGAUACUUAAAUCCAAAUUAAAUGACACACCAUGGAUGUAUUAUAAAUGCUCUACAUCCAUCAGUGACAAAAUAACAGUGAUUCAUUAGUGUCCAAAAUCUCAAUUUUUAUAUUAUAUAGGAUGUAGAGAACAAAGGAAGAAGUCAAUCAAACAUCCACAAAGAGACACGAAACGACCACUAAGGCACGAACAACGAAACGUAAAACGACUAAAAAGGGGCAAAACAACCAGAAAGAGACAAUUUGAGUCUUAAAACAUUUUACAAAUGUGUACCCCUUCUUUGAAUCUGUGCCUCCCCAUUUAAAAGUGUCUAAACCUGCUCCUGAUACUAAGUAUUAUAAUUGCAUUCCUAAACCACAGAACUCUGCUUAUAUUCCAGCAACUUAUUUUUGUCCUUACUUACAUUAUAUAUAAUUAUGUAUCUAUCUUGAUAUGGAUCCAAACUCUAUUUAUUUAUAUACGUUAAUUUAAUCUUUCAGUGUCAGUGUUCUGUGUGUCAGACUGUUUGAUCUACAUGGUGACGGCCUAGUUCUUUGGAGAGGAUGAGAACAUCAGACUCUCACCAAACAUCCAUUUCUCCAUCGACCACCAACUCAAGUCAAUAUCUCACACCGUCCAUCUCUGCUUCUCGAGUCUUUAUAAGAUCACUAAAUAGUGAUUUUUUUUCUUUAAAGAUAAGAGGUUUAGUUUGCUGCCUUUCAUCUCCCACCCAAUACUGUAUCUUGUCCCAACCUGACUCUCCUGUCACCACCUAAAACUAUUCCUUUCAGACUGUCGCGUGUCUGGCUGAGAGAGGGAUCAAUAUGCCUCCAAUCCCACUGAUCAAAGCUUCAGCCAGUGAUUCAUUCAUUAUUGAAUUACAUCCAUCUCUCUUCACUGACCUUUCCUUUUCUUGCUUGGUGUUUUCAUCCAUUCUUUACUCGGCAUCUUCACCAUUGAAUUACUAUUCGUCAGAGAUGGCCUGAAUUUGGAAACAAGCUUGGAUUUGGAUGAACAAGCUGCUCCAGUUAACACUGACUGGCAACACAAUGACUAAACCUGUCUUUCCAUCUGUCUGUCUAACGCAUUUUGAAAUGGUAGUGGGAGAUCUCCGCCAACUGUGACAUUUAACACUUUUUUAUCACAUUUUGGAAACCCAUGUACCAAGUGUACCAAUUUUUAAACUGAAAGGUCAAAACAGAUGAUUUUUCAUCAGCACUUUCUUUUACUUUAUUGCUUGUAAUGGACAUACAAUCUGGGAUAUAAGCUUUAAUGUGAAAUAUUAUGGCACACCCAAACGCCAUAAUUGCUAUCCUUCACCUCACUGUUUGAAAUAGGUUGCACAGUAAUAAGAGAUAUUCUAUUCACUGCAACAUCUUUUUACUGAUCAAAGCCCAAAAAAAUAAAAGAUCAGUCACUCCUCCGGCUUUGUCUUGAAACCUUCUUCGCCUCCUCUGGCCUCACUACUGCAUUUCUCACCACCAGUUCUUUGUUCCGCACCUCCUGAUUGCAAGCAUGUGCGUAUAUGCAUGUUCACAAAACAGCUGGUUGGGUAACAGAGAAACAAGUGACUAAUAUGUGUUUAUGUGUCACCUACACAAUGGUCUUUUCUAGAAGCGUGCAGCUUGAGCCAGUUGGGUGGAGGUGCUGAAAAAACAAGAAGCUUUUAUGUUAAGCCCCAUUAACUUUAACAUGUUUUUUACCUAAUGGUUUUAUAAUGGUUCAUAAUUGCAUUUUGCUACAUCUCCUUGCUUCCUGAUAUGAAAGAUAUUUUUUAAUUAUCAUGUUAUGUCAUGGCCCAGUUUUCUCUACUCAUGCAUCAAGUCCCUUUGCUCCCAACUCUUGAAAGGUUUCUCAGUUCAUCACUGCACCUCAUUUUUGUGGCUAUUAACUAAUAGGGGUGUAAGAAAAUAUUGAUACACUUGGCUAUUGCGAUUUUAUGUUUUGUGAUACUGUAUUGAAAAACACUAUUCAUUUUUAACAGUUUACAUGCAAAGAUUCGUAGCAGACAGUGGCUCAGAUUGCACAAAAAGUAGCGCUAUGAUGUUACAGGGGCUGCGAUAAAUGCAAAUGCAGAUCCCACUGUUCUGAUUGCAUAAAAAAGUACUUUUAAACGUUUUCUUACUCAGAUUCUAUGCAUAUGAUGGUGUGUUCUUUAUAUUAUGACGGUUUUCCUAAAAUUAUAUUUUAAAAAUCGCAAUAAAUCGCCUAGCUUACAGUAUCGCAAUAUAUUGGAUCGUAACCCUUGUAUUGUGAUACGUAUCGAAUCACCAGAUUAUUACCAAUACACAGCCCUAAUAGCUAACUAACUAAUUACAUCACUGACUG
Sebastes umbrosus (honeycomb rockfish) is the source of this 8018-nucleotide messenger RNA. RefSeq names its product myosin VIIA and Rab interacting protein. Gene Ontology annotation, cellular component: cortical actin cytoskeleton. Gene Ontology annotation, biological process: intracellular protein transport. The record is from RefSeq and is a predicted model, not a curated record. The coding region runs from base 339 to 2948 and encodes 869 amino acids. The transcript is spliced from 14 exons. Gene Ontology annotation, molecular function: small GTPase binding; myosin binding; actin binding. NCBI's taxonomy places the organism in Eukaryota, Metazoa, Chordata, Actinopteri, Perciformes, Sebastidae.